Messenger RNA from Peronospora farinosa, 2004 nucleotides. NCBI's taxonomy places the organism in Eukaryota, Oomycota, Peronosporomycetes, Peronosporales, Peronosporaceae. The record is from the annotation of a GenBank genome assembly.
AUGCCGACCUUCUUCCCAGCUCCACUAUUACGUUCUCUACGGCAAUUUGCCGUCUCUGAUGAAGUUAAGGAUGCAGUGGAUGCUAUUCAUGCUACAAUACUGAAUCAAGGCGCUAUUUUAGGUACACAAAGGGUUAUUCAAUCCAAUAAAGACGAUGUGCAACAAGUCGCAGUUUGGGGACUACUUUGUUUGUCGACAGAUGACAUUAUUGGCCAAUCAUUCGACAGUAAUGUACCAGGUGGAAUACACCGUAUUGGUAAUUAUGUGGUCGUACGUAAAAACACCGUUGAAGACGAGAAGGAGCUCGAAAUUGUAGCACUUGAAGCAGUAGAUCAUUACAAGGACAAGGACAAGAUUGUGUUAGUGUAUGAGGUAAAUACACAGAGCUUACGGAUGUUUCAGUGCAAGGACGGAACAGCCACGAUGUUGACAGUGAAAGUGGUGCAGUGUCUUCAUGCUCGAGAUUUUCAUCGAGCAAUUGGUUUUGCACUAGUGCGUUGUGCUGUGGACCUGCAUGUGCUUGGAGAGAAGAGUGCGUUGUUGCAUCAGCUGGAAAAGUACAAAGCUGCGACGUGUGAUGCUGGAAAUUUCUAUGUUCGUGCAAGUGUCAUGCAAACCAAGAAAGGUCGGAGCUUUUGUGUACUAAAUGGUCAUGGACAAGACGUUGUGUCUUGUAAUGCCAAGCCUGUGCUUUUCGAGGCGAUUUUGCCUAAAUUUUGUAUCAGCGAAGAUGCAGGAGAGAUAAAGGGAAGCAAAAAGAAUGGCAAGAAGCAGAAAAAAGAACACAUGAAGACAGUACCUCGACGAGGAGUAAAGGAAGAAGAGAAGCUGGGACUUUUACCAUCUUUGGAUUACGGCGAUAUUGCUACGUUCGAUUUGAUGAUCAGUCUUGGGCCAGUGGAGGCUGAUGCUGUUGUUGGAGCGCCUGUGGUUACGAUUCCAACGUCUUCUGAUUCCAAGACCCCUAUCCGUCGCUAUAGCGCGUACUGUGAUACCGUAGUUGUGGUGCCUGUGGACUCGCCAGUCGUAGCUGCGCUAGCACUGCUUCGGAAACAGCUACAUCAUCAGCUGUCUGGGAUAUAUAACCAACUGAAGGAUGCACCGGAGGCAGUGAAAUCAGUUGCGGUGCGUCAGUUCCCACUUGUUGGAGCGGCGUUCCCUUUGGCCGUUGUCUCAGACUCGGAGGGGCCUGAAUGCAGCAGCGAAGAAAGCCUGAACGACGUGAAAACAAUAGAGAGUUUGCACCGUGCAUUCCUGCAGCCUUUGAAUCGGCCUCUGUUCCGUGUGUCUCGUGGAUGCUCGCUAGCUCAGCAAGGAGAAUGGCUUGCAGCAAGUGACGUGCUGUACAACGUACACGAAGGCAUUCCAAGCUCUGGUAUGGGAUCGCACUGUCAAUCAGCUUUGGUGGAUGGCUUUUAUGGCUACUAUCAUUAUCUCCAGCAGGGCAUAAAUGACAAAGGCUGGGGCUGUGCUUAUCGCUCGCUGCAGACGUUGGCAUCUUGGUUGUUUUUGGAGCACUACACACAGCAGCGCACCCUCUUGCACGAGCAAAUUCAGAGCGCGCUUAUUAAGAUAGGCGACAAACCAGCAUGUUUCCAAGGAUCGAAAGAGUGGAUUGGCAGUUUGGAAGUCGGUUAUGUGCUAGACGAACUGUUUGGCGUGACUUUCCGGUCCCUUAGUGUCUCAAGCGGUGCCCAACUGCCUGAACUGGCGCGCGAGUUAUUGUACCACUUCGAAACGCAGGGAACUCCUGUCAUGAUGGGCGGUGGCCAGUUGGCAUUCACGCUAUUGGGUGUAAACUAUGACCCCGAUGCAGGAGUCUGUGCCUUCCUCACACUAGACCCGCACUACACGGGCGACGAGGACCUGGAUACAAUUCAGAACCAGACUGUCGUGCUAGAAGGCUACAAGGCCGUGCCGUGUAGUUGGCGCAAGACUACAACGUUCGCAAAGAACAGUUUUUAUAAUCUUUGUUUGCCUCAACGCCCAAAUGUCGGCUUUUAA